Knipowitschia caucasica is the source of this 273-nucleotide messenger RNA. The record is from the annotation of a GenBank genome assembly. NCBI's taxonomy places the organism in Eukaryota, Metazoa, Chordata, Actinopteri, Gobiiformes, Gobiidae.
AUGUUCAUGUCCUUUGUGGAUGUGGCACAGCGGCCCCUUCACUGCUCCAGUAAUGAGACAGGGGCCAUUCAUUCCCAAACAAUAAGGCGACGGUACAACAAGGCCCGGCCGCUCGACGGGAGGCUGACUGAUCUUUACCCGAGCGCUCUCAGCUCUGCGCCCUUCUGCCUCUCCUCUGGGAACGCCACCAAAGCCCCGGCGACGGCUGAGCGGGGCCUGGCUGGAGAUCAGGGUGAUGAGAAGGGAGAUCUCAUCAUCCAUGGCGGUUGGUAA